UUGUAUCUGGUUCUGGUAUUUCUCCUUCGGUUUGGUUUGCAUCGUUGCUGCGCUUCUGCCUUGUGCUUUCUUUUUCCUCUCAAUUGCGUUUUGUUUUCGUUUCCCUGUCACGCAAAAACCGAAGUUGUUUUAAUCCAGAUUGGGUUUGUCUGUUCUUUUGAGCUGCCGUGUUUGUGCCAGCGAAGGUCUCCGCUGCACCAUGUCGAGAUGGAGACGUUAUCGUGAACUGCGAAAGGAAUUUGAGAACAUUGUCAACGAAAUAGUGAACACUGACACGCAGUAUUUACACCCCUCGAACACGACAGCUUCUCUGGACGUUGUACCCCUUCCUCAAGAUGAACGCGGUGAAUGCUUCACUGCUGACGACGAACACACUACACCACAUUUCAUGGCUGAUGAAACAGCAUCUGAUCUAUCGUGGGAAGAGACAAAUGAUGAAUUGGAAGUUGAGGAAUCACAAGACGAAAAUGAUCUUUAUCGGGAAAAUUCCGGAAACGAUCUCGUGGUACAACUGGCCAGGCUUUCUCUUAAGCACAAUCUAACUCAUUCAUGCAUCAAUGACAUUGCCGCACUCCUUAGAUCCUGCGGCCACGAUGUUCCAAAGGACGCUAGAACAGUUUUAGGGACACAGAGGAAAGCCCCAGUGGAACAGGACGGGACAUUUGUCCACUUUGGAUUGAAGGCUGGGAUAUUGGAGUCUCUGCAAUUGGGCAUGCCACCCAGUGAGAUCAGCCUCCAAGUGAACAUUGAUGGUCUUCCAUUGUACAAGAAUUCGUCAACGUGUUUUUGGCCAAUUCUUUGCAUGGUGACGAACCAUGGGGCGCGGGAGCCAUUUUUGGUGAGUGUGUACUGUGGUGAAGGAAAGCCACCUGAUUUGAACUCAUUCUUAGAACCAUUUCUGGAAGAGGUCAAGGACCUUACCGCACAUGGUAUACCUGUCAAAAGAAGGCAUGUGACCGUAAACCUCACAGCCAUAAUUUGUGAUGCUGUAGCACGAAGCUACCUGAAGCGCAUCAAGGGCCACAGCGGGUACUAUGGCUGCGAAAGGUGCUCACAAAAAGGAGUUCAUCAAGAAAGCAGAAUGGUGUUCUUGGACUUUGAUGCUGCCUUGCACAGUGAUGAAAGUUUCCGUGCACAGACCUGCCAGAGUCACCAUAAGGGACAAUCUCCCUUUGUUGAAUUGGAUAUUGACAUGAUUUCCAUCUUUCCAUUGGACUACAUGCACCUUCUUUGCCUAGGUGUCAUGAGGAGGCUGCUACAUAUUUGGACGGGAGGAAAAUAUGGAAGAGGGAAGUUAACAACUGAACAGCAGCAGACUCUGAGCGAAAGGUUGAACUCUUACCGUAAGGACUUUCCGCCUUCAUUUCAAAGGAAGCCGAGAGGCACUGACGAGUUAGAAAGGUGGAAAGCCACAGAAUUUCGGACAUUUUUAUUGUACACUGGACCAGUUGCCCUGAAACAUUUGUUACCCGACAAGCUGUACAACCGUUUCCUUCUGCUCCACGUAGCUGCACGAAUCCUUGUGUCGCCGAACCUUUACAGGACACACAAUGAGUAUGCAAACAAACUCUUGCGGUUCUUUGUUCGGGAGAUGGGAGAGCUGUAUGGGGUGUCACAGCUUGUGUACAAUGUGCAUUCACUCAUCCACCUUGCACAAGACAGUUUUCGUCAUGGCCCCCUGGACUCAUUUAGUGCAUUUCCUUUUGAGUCCUACCUGGGGAAGCUCAAGCAAUUGCUACGGACUACAAGCAGCCCCUUGCAUCAGCUGAGUCGAAGAAUUUCAGAAAUCAAGCACACUGCAACACCUGUUGCACAGAGAAGUGUAGGAAGCGAUGUCAAGUUUGGUUUCGCGUACAUUCUGAACUCUAACACAGUUGUGCGUGUGAAUGAGGUACGUGCUGCACAUGUUCGGGUCAGCGUUUUCUCAAACGAAAGAGACUUUUUUGUCAACCCACUGCAGUCAUCGUUGCUGGACAUUUUUCGUGUUGAUAAUGUAAACAACCGCAGUGAAAGAACAAUCCAGCUCAGUGCCGUAACCAAAAGCAGACAGUGUGUGCUAUUACAGUACAAGUGCGGAUAUGUCGUUCUACCACUGCUCCACCAGAAGAAAGUCCACUAGGACAUGCUAUAUCACUCACAAGAUCACUCAAACCAUCAAAAGGCCCUUCUCAUGGCCACACUGCAUGACUGCAAGGAGGCAAGCAGAUGCGGCAGACAAAUGACAUCAUACAUUACAAAUAAAACUAUUACAGUUUUUCAAACUCAUGUUUUACAUGAACUUGGAGCAAUUCU
This is a messenger RNA of Ornithodoros turicata, 2292 nucleotides long. RefSeq lists its product as uncharacterized. The record is from RefSeq and is a predicted model, not a curated record. NCBI's taxonomy places the organism in Eukaryota, Metazoa, Arthropoda, Arachnida, Ixodida, Argasidae. The coding region runs from base 200 to 2119 and encodes 639 amino acids. The transcript has a single exon.